AUGGCACUUUCGCACUUAUUGGUGUCGGCACUGCUUUUCCACUCUAUUUGUGGCCACCUCAUUACUCCUGCAGCAAUAAUACCCGCGAGAGCGAGCCAGCCUGCGACUGUGGGCUCCGGUGGUGACAAGGAGGUGGAUGUGCCAUUGGCCAACCAGCUCUUCAAACGCGACACUCUUUUCUGCGACGGUGCUACUGGAGCUUUCAAGUGCACCAUAGGAACCUGCUACACAGGCCUCGAUGGAUUCGUCGGGUGUUGUUCUGUUUCGAACUGCAAACCGCGGACUACGUGCAUGGAUUGGCAUCCUUCAGUCGCGGUGAAUGUCGACGUCGACACGGUCGGUUUCAUGUAUUGCUCCGAUCCAUCGCUCCCACUGUGCAAUACCCUCUCGAAUAGUGUUGCAGACCAAUACAUCAUCUGGUGUGGUGCGACGGGCGGCCUACAAGUUACGGGGUACCCAAAUCCUGUCACGAAAGGCUCGAUGGCAUCCGACUUACCUUCGCCAUUCGAUUCUGGCCUACUUUUCCCAUCGACCACAACAGAGUUCACCGAAAAGCUCACGGCCAAGGCGACUCCGUCUGUGGUCACUGUUGUAUCUACUCAAGCACUGCCAACAGCAACAUCCUCACCUACCGAGGACGAGCAGACUAAAGAAGCGGGAUCAAAGAAAGAGCAUGAUUCGACUCCACAUGGCGCCAUCGUGGGCAUUGCCAUGGGCGCAACAGCGGGAGGAGUGUUGCUUCUGGCUGCUCUGUGGUACUUCCGACAUACUCGCAAAAGCAAUGGAAAUGCGCAUGGAGACGGAGAAAAGCCGACUUCUCCAUCCCCUGACACUUCACGGCCACCAUCCAACGACAGUCAAGGCUCUCCGUACGCCGCGUCAAAGUCGCUCGCGCCAAUCGACACGAAGAACAGCUCACCCGUCUCUCGCUUUCCUGGACAUCCAAACCGCCUCAACGACAUCGGCUCACCAACCAGCUCAGCCGUCGAAUUCGGCAGCCUCCAGCGAUACACGGUCACAAACCCAGACUUAACCUCACCAGGAGAAACCGCCGCUGCCAGCCCAGUCGAGGCCCCAUCAUCGCCAUACACCUUCCACGCACCAAAGCUCCAACAAAACACCUCCCCAACCUCCCUCGUCUCCCCACUAGUCGGCGACACAACCCGCGACUCCACCGUCUCCGCCCUCUGGCCGAGCCCAGCCCGCCCCCCAUCCAGCACCUUCACGCCCUACACCCCCUCCAACUACGCCCCCUCCGCCCCCUCCAGCCUCCCCCGCUCCACAAACCUCCAGCCCCCAAGCCUCCCGCAACCCUACUCAACCGCCACAUUCGCAACAACAACCACCUCCUCCUGCGCCCCCUACACGCCCUCAACCUACCGUUCCGAAGCUCCCGACAGCAUCCCGCCGACCCUCAGGCCUUCGUGUGUGCUUCCGCAGGAGUACUCGGCUGCGACGGUUGAGUCGGAGCGCACGGAGGCGAGGUCGCCGGUUUAUCGGGGACUUAGUGGGAAUGCGGCGCCGUCGGAUUUUUUGAGUGCGGAGAGGGCGAUUGGGGGUGGGUGGGAGAAUGGGAGUCCGACGAGGGGGGAGCGUUGA
This is a messenger RNA of Zasmidium cellare ATCC 36951, 1599 nucleotides long. RefSeq lists its product as uncharacterized. NCBI's taxonomy places the organism in Eukaryota, Fungi, Ascomycota, Dothideomycetes, Mycosphaerellales, Mycosphaerellaceae. The record is from RefSeq and is a predicted model, not a curated record. Bases 1 to 1599 code for a protein of 532 amino acids. The transcript has 4 exons.